This is a messenger RNA of Daucus carota subsp. sativus, 1848 nucleotides long. RefSeq names its product protein PTST homolog 3, chloroplastic. NCBI's taxonomy places the organism in Eukaryota, Viridiplantae, Streptophyta, Magnoliopsida, Apiales, Apiaceae. The record is from RefSeq and is a predicted model, not a curated record. The transcript has 13 exons. Bases 112 to 1446 code for a protein of 444 amino acids.
CAAAAGGUUACAGGAAGAAAGUACAAAUUAUACAUAUACUAUAAUUGGGAUUUUUCUGAAGCACUCAAAUGCUUGAGAACCCAUUUCAAGAACUCAUCUCCCUGCUCUUUAAUGGCGACCCUCUUCCACUUUCCUGCAUUUGUAUCCUUUCAUCCUCACAAAAACUUAUCCUUCAGUCCACCUUUCAAGAUUUACAGUUACCCAACUUCCCAAAUUUCCACAAUCAGUGCUUCUUUAAGCAAAAAGCCCAGGGUGAGGAAGAAGGUGAGAAGUGACGAAGAUCUGUGCAGUGAUAUUAGAGAAUUUAUGUCAGAGUUUAGGUUUCCGCAGGAUCAUUUGCCAUCAUUCAAGGAGCUUUCAGAGCAUGGAAGGCAAGACCUGGCAUAUAUUGUGAGACGGAGAGGAUAUAAAUUUAUUAAAGAACUUCUUGCAACGUCUGUAAACAUGAAAACUGUAGAGAAUGAUUUGGCUGGAAAAGUUGAUAUUGGUGCAGCAGUAAACACGAACCAGCAGGAUGAAGUGGACGAUUCCGUUGAAGCUGUGAACUUGUCAAGUAAAUUUCCAAUUACAGAAGAUGGUUCUGAUGGCAUAACCUAUGGUAGCGAGUUCCACAUGGAUAGAAAAGGUUUCACUUCAGUAGAAUCAUCUAAUGAAUCAUCGUUGCAGGAACAAGUAGCAAAUUUUAUCCAGAAUGGAGAACUAAGCAUGAUUGAAGAUAGUGAUUUAAGUGUUGCUGAAGGCCAGACAGUUUUUGAAUCUGAGGAUACUACAGAAGAAUUGAGUUCUAAUCAAACUGAUGCUGCUAAGACAUUGGAUACAGACAAUGAGUCAUUGUCCCAGCAGGUUGAGACUUCAUCCUCCGAAUCUAGUAGAAGGAAGGAUUUUUUUCCUACUGAUGAUGGUCUAUCAAGUGCUGAUCACAGUGACAAUUCGGACAUUGAGACCAGAAAAAAGGAGAAUGAAGUUGAGAUUAGCCGUCUCAAGUUCAUACUGCAUCAGAAGGAGUUAGAGUUGUCUGAGUUAAAGCAACAUAUUGAGAAGGAAAAGCUUGCACUGUCUUUAUUGCAAAACCGAGCAGAAACAGAGAUAAGCACAGCACAAAAGCUUGUUUCAGACAAAGAUGCAGAGCUACAGGCAGCGGAACAAGCCCUUUCUGGACUACAGGAGGUUCAAAUUCAGUACGAAGGUCCUGGUGAGUCGGUGGAGGUUGCAGGUAGCUUCAAUGGAUGGCAUCAAAGGAUUAAAAUGGACCCACAACCAUCAUCAACUCCAAAUAUUGUGGAUGUGAUGAGAAGAAGGAGUUUCACACUUUGGAGAACAGUAUUGUGGCUUUAUCCAGGAACUUAUGAGAUCAAAUUUAUUGUUGAUGGGCACUGGAAGACUGAUCCUGAGAGGGAGUCUGUUACCAGAGGAACAAUACACAACAACAUUCUCCGGGUCAAUUAGAAAUACAGCUCUAGCUAGCACUAUUAGCGCAUUAGGACCCGCAUACCAGCUCUUCACUCAAGAUGGAGGCUGGCAGUAGAUUACCAGUUAAUAGCUAGUCGUCAGGCAAGGAAAAUAAAGAAGCAGGAUCAGGAAUCAGGCAGUUGUUGAAUUCACAAUGCCAUCUUGAAUAGUUAAUACUUAGGUCUAGGUUAGUUUUGUCCUUUCAAGUAUUCUACCAUGUUGUUCAGUGUAUAUUUAGUUAUUUUCCUAUCAUUAUCUGAGCUUAAGCAAGGAUCAUCUGUAACAAAGCAAUGCUUCUGUUUAAACACAAAACCAAAAUUGCAACCUCUAGAAUGCAGUGUUGUAACAAUUGUCCGUAAAAAUGCUUCAAAUUCAAGUCUAGCUGCAGCUCUGUUUAUA